AGGUGGGGUUGGCUGGUUGCGCGGGGCGACUUCCCUCUUCGCCCCGCGGCGACGUCAACCGAGUGGAGCAGAGCAGAGGUCAGCGCGCCGCAGUAAAAGUGAUAUUAUGACUGAAGGAGGCCAAAAAGAACCAAGUACUUCUCCGUGGGGGUGGAAGAAACAAAGGAGGCCGGCGCCGUCGCGCAGCAGGGAGGGGUCCGUCAGGACAAAUUCUUUUUAGGCAAGGGGAGCGAAGAAAAUUAAUUUGGCGCAUUCGGCUGAGAGUGAAAAUGAGUGCGACCGGCGAGAAGCAGUACUACUUGAAAUGGAACAACUUUUCCGACAACAUUGUGACGUCGCUGGAAACUCUGCGCGGCGACGAAGACUUUGUGGACGUGACCAUCGCCUGCGAGGGCCACAGCCUCAAAGCGCACAAAGUCGUCCUUUCCGCGUGCAGCCAGUACAUAAGAAAACUGCUAAAAGAAAACCCGUGCGCACACCCGAUUAUCAUUUUGAAAGACGUGGCGCUGGCCGAGUUGACUGCCCUUGUCUCUUUCAUGUACAAUGGACAGGUGCUGGUGUCUGAGGACCAGAUUCCGCAGCUCAUCAAGACGGCCGAAAUGCUGGAAAUUCGAGGCCUUGCUGAGAUCACCAAAGAAGCGCGGAGAACAGAAACGAAAAUGGAGAUCAAAGACGAAAAUUAUCCGACAGAGGCCAAACGGCCCUGCCCCUCGAACGGCCAGCACGAAGGCCAGCCCGCGCCCAGUGCGUGGUCGAAGGAGAAGAAACAGGAGAGAGAAUUAAUGGGCGAGUCCGAGGAGGACGAUGACGAAGACGACAACGAUUUUUGCGAUGAGGACGACGAGGAAAACGGAGAUUUUGAGGCGCAGAACCGCGAGAUGCAGGUGGCCAGCGUCAUCGAGACCCUCAACAACCAACACCGCAUGCAGCAGCAGCUCCUCCAACAUGAGCAAAGGAAGGCAGCCGAAUUUGGCGGCACCAUCACAGACGAGGGAGGGGGAGGAGGCCAAACACAGAGCAGGGUAAUGGCACUGCCAAGCAGCUCCCACCGACCUGUCGACAUUGCAACGCGAGUUAGUCAAAUGGAAGACGCGAUGAUGCCGGGCGACGUCCUGGUGAUCGGCGAAACUCACAUCACAACAGCACGGUGCGUGCCCUCGCGACCCUCCAAGCCACCGAUUGGCGCCGCCUUGGAGUUUAAGGUGGCCGAAGAGCAACGCCUUUCGAUGGAAAUGAGCCUCCGGCUGCAAGUCCAACGGAAACUCGAGGCCGAAAGACUCAGGGCCAUGGAAAGGCUGCGACACGCGGAAGCAGGACUGAUGAAUGCCGGCCCAAUGGAUUGCUCAACUUAUCCCAGUAUGACGAAUGGUGGUCACGAAAUGAACGGUCACCAUCACCACCACCACCAUCGAGACGAAGGACUGAACCACCACCAGCCACCGCCGGUGGUGGCAGCGCCUGCUCCUCCGCAAAUGACAGCGCCGGCGUUAAACCUGCCGCUGUCGCCGGACUUGCAACUGAAGAUGCUCAUGUGUAGGGACUUCAAAAAGUACACCAACAUGCUGUUGGUCGCCGUCUUUGGCCGCGAAGUGCUCGCCACGCACUGUCUCAAUGGUAGCAAGGGCAGUGCUAAGCCCAGGCUUGACACGGAAAAAGUCACCAGAGUGAUAGCCACUGUGAUGGAGAAGUUUGACGUUCCUGCCAGCACGGUCCGCGAGGCGAUCCGAGUCAAGCUCAACAACGAGGACAAACUGAAGAAACGCUCGAAGCGCACGGCCAACUCGCUGAUUUAGCUGUGGGCGACGCGCGGCGCGCAGAAACGAAAACGUCCUGCCAUAUAAAACUGAGAAACCAACGCAAAAUAAGUAUACUCGAUCUCCCUCUAUCUCUCGAUCUAUUACGAUCUAAAAAAUAAAAUAUAUCUCUUUCCCUCUCACUCUCCUAAAAACUCUCACUUUGUCGGAAAAGUUGCUCGAUAUUUAGAAAAGCAAAAGUUUAAAACACCCCUCACUCACUUUUGGAAAGAGAAAAAAAUAUUUUAUUCCCACGCCCAAAUGUUUGGUGUUGACAAAAGGUGUAAAAUAUAGAAAUUGCGCUCUCGUGGACAACUUAAACUUUCGAUGAACUAUAGAGACAUUGGCGAUCGAAGAUUAAAAAUAUAUCCCGAAGUUGUCCAUUCUUUCAAAAAUUGCGCUCGCUUCAAUCGUUUUAUCCACAUAGCAACUUACAAUUGCAAAGAGAAGAAGAGCUCGAAGUUUGAAAUUUAAAUGAGUUUAAAAAAAAUGUUUAAGUUUGUAUUUAAAUAAAUUUUGUUCAAUUUAAAUUGAUUGAUUAAACGAUUUCAAAGCGAGCGCAAUGUACGUGUUGCUUUCUAGCAAGAUGUUUAGCAACAAACACGACUCACCCUUUUGGCGUAUACUAUGUCUUAUAGACUUGGCAAAACGAACCGUAAAUACCUCAACCGUUGUAGCGAUAUAUUAUUACAUGGCUUUUUUGUAUACUUAACAACGUUGAACGGAUAUAUAACGAAAAAAAUAACUGCGUUUGAAAAACACACUGACACGAAAUUCACGAUCGACACUUCUUCUUACACACCCACUUUAACGAAAAGUAAAUUAAAUUUCCACACACUCUUUCGAGACAUUUAAUGUUUUGUAUAAAAUAUAUAGCGACGAAAGGUACGCGUUUGAAAAAUUAUUAUAUAUCUCAAGAAGAACACACAGACAAAAGAUAAUAUCUCUAACAAAGUUCAACUCUUUCAUCCUUAUACAAUGUAUAAACAAUGAAACUCAGGGUUAUUGAAGUUAAUACAACAUCCCCUGCGAUGUAAAACACGGUACAAAAAACCAUACCAAUUAAAACAACAUUGACACACACACACAUCUCAUGAUACAAUUAAUUCUUUACUCGCUAAUUACAAAUUUCAACUGGCAAAACGUCUUUAAAAUUGUCAAACAAAUAAAUAAUUUCAAAUUCAAAAUACUCAUUUUAGAAUCAAAUAAUUUUUAAAGCCAGUGCAUAUUUUAACUAGCGACGACGACUGUACCCCUCUAGAUUUAAGUGGCAAAGUUAAUUUUGUAACUCCCAUAUAUAUAAAGUAAAAUAAAAACUCUCAGACAAACAAUACAUAAAUAACACACAAACACUCACAAGCAGAUUUCUACUCCAGCGCAGGGAUUUAGCAAAACAUUCACACGAAAUAUACGACAUGUGCUAUUUUUUAAGCGGUAGAAAUAGACAGUCUUCCCAUAGAAACCCAGCGAUAUCUGUACCUGCAGCGCAUUAUACCUUUUAAGCUCUUUUUUUACAGUGUAAGCAUUUUUAUAUGCGAACAAUUAAAUAAUCUAAGCUCGUUGGGCCCUUUGGAAUCUUGCGCGCGGGGCCUUGGAUUGGGCUCCAAAAUAUAGGGAGCAAAUACGAUAUUUUUUACAAAUCGCAAGGCUCCAUCGGACCUAACGAGAUCGUCAAAAGUUAACCAAACCGCAAAACCAGUAUAAAAACCAAUCCGUCAACGCGACAGCAUUUGCGAUUUUCUUCCAAUUUUAGUGGAAGUUUAAUUCCGUACGCUGGGCUGCGUUUGAGCAAAAAAUGUAUUUUUUACCAACGAGCUCACCCGAAAUAAUUCCACUCUAUGAAACCAACAAUUUAAAAUGACGCAGUACAAACAGAAGGGCAUUUUUAAAUAAUUCAAACAAUCCUGUAUGAAGACAUCUGCUAUCAGUUUUUACCCGAAAUAUACCUCAAGAAAAUGGACUGUUUGUCAAAUUUUAAUUCAAAUAUGAAAGACAGAGUUUGGGUGUGACGCGGAGAAACCAAACAUUAAUUAAAUUACAAUGAAAUGAACUUUUUCGUCAGCUAAUGUAAAAGAAGUUUGAGAAGAAUAAUUUAAUUUUUCUUUUUAAUUAGUGGGAAAAUAUUUGACAACCAUUCCGCCGCUCCACGCCCCUUUGUCCAAUUACGUUUUGACAUACCUCAAAGAUGCAUAUAUUACUUCUUAAGUAUAACGAGAUUAUUGUGCGUAUAUUUAAUUAAUUGUGAAGCAAGAGGAGAGCCUACGUAAAUGUAUACCACGAGUCAAAAGUAUAGACGCUUGAUGUUUCGUGUUAAUGGAAAAAGUCUCACGAGAAACCUCAAAAAUUGCAUUAUUCUCUCGACAUACGGAAGAAAUAAAAAUUUUGUUUUUGGACGACAUUUUUCAAGCAAGCACAGUGUAAAACAAUAGCGCCGACCAUUAUUACCUCCUCCAGUAGAGUACAAAAUCUCGCAGAUUUAUUAAAUAAUUAAUUACCACUCUCGCAGGUACAAACCAAAUACGUCAAAAAAACUACUGAAAACACAAAGCAAUAGACAAAUUUUGUACUUUAUAUAAUUUUGCAAUUGUUGCGCCAACUUUUCAGAGGGUUGAUAACGGAAAGUGAAUCAUGAGAAGGUGAACGUUGAUGUAGUUUUUUUUAUAGAUUUAUAUUUACGCCUUAAUUAAAUUAAAUUUGAUUGGCUUCAUCUGUGAUUAUGUGAGUGGCGUGUGCGUUUUUUGCAGCGGUGCCGUGCGAGACUCUCCGGUCUGGGCUAAGUUUGGUCAAAGCAGGGGCCUUAAUUUUUGUAUUCCACAGAACUUGGCUCACACCGGACUGCAGAGGCGCGGAUCGCGAUGGAAAAUUUUCGGUCAGCGCGCACCACUUAAAACUCGAAAUUGAAAAUUUUAAACGAAAAAUAUACGCGUGAAAAAGAAUUAAUCAAAAUAAGUGAUGGAGCAAAAGUGUCUCAGAAAGAAACACUUCAUAGCUGAUUUAUGUGAUUGGAAUUGGAAAUGAAUUGUGAUUGACUAAAAAGUGAUUUUAUUAUGAUAAAGCGUUAACAAUUUGGCAAGAUCGGAUAAAGAAAUUGAUUGCUGGUUUCGAUUGAUUGAUAUUUAAUUACUCGGCUUUGGUCAUGUAGAUUUUAAGGAAGAAGCAGAACUGUUCAGGACACUUAAAAACUGUUAUCGAUUUGAAAAAAAUUCAGAUUUAAAUUGUAAUGAAACUCUGAUUGUGAGGCAAAAAUGCUUUCCAAAAAGAAUUGUGGAAACUUUGAAGCGGACAAAAAAAAAACUACUAAUCGUAAGGAAAAAACUCGUAUUGAAUGUUAAUGGAAAGUUGUAAUAUUUAUGACGAUGGUG
This is a messenger RNA of Neocloeon triangulifer, 5155 nucleotides long. Its product is annotated as modifier of mdg4-like. NCBI's taxonomy places the organism in Eukaryota, Metazoa, Arthropoda, Insecta, Ephemeroptera, Baetidae. Gene Ontology annotation, biological process: regulation of transcription by RNA polymerase II. Gene Ontology annotation, molecular function: protein binding; DNA binding. The record is from RefSeq and is a predicted model, not a curated record. The coding region runs from base 270 to 1793 and encodes 507 amino acids. Gene Ontology annotation, cellular component: nucleus. The transcript has 9 exons.